AUGGCUACCCUUACACCAGGCCGGCAUCAAAAGACGCAAAGACAUGCCAAACCGGACUCUCGCCAGCAGAAGCAGAAGCUCCACCAAGAGGAUCUGCAGAAGCUAGAACGGGCUGUGAAUGAUCUGGAUGCCAAAUCUGAAGAUAUCAAAACUUUCUCAGACCUUCCCCUCUCGCAGCCUACAAUCGGCGGAAUCAAGGCAUCGCACUUUCAGACACUCACCGAAGUUCAACAGCAAGCGAUUCCCCUCGCCCUCAAAGACAACGACGUGCUAGGCGCUGCUAAGACAGGUAGUGGCAAGACUCUGGCAUUUUUAAUUCCCGUGCUGGAAAAGUUGUAUCGGGCACAAUGGACAGAGUUUGACGGCCUUGGAGCCUUGAUCAUCUCCCCAACUCGUGAGCUCGCCGUGCAGAUUUUCGAGGUUCUUCGCAAGAUUGGUCGGUACCAUGUCUUAUCGGCGGGGUUGGUCAUUGGCGGCAAGAACUUGAAGGAGGAAGCAGAGCGGUUAGCUCGGAUGAACAUUCUGGUUUGCACACCUGGACGAAUGCUGCAACACCUCGACCAGACUGCGGGUUUCGACGCAAACAACCUGCAAAUUUUGGUUCUGGAUGAGGCGGAUCGCAUUAUGGACAUGGGGUUUCAAUCUGCUGUUGAUGCGCUGGUAGAGCACCUGCCAAAGUCAAGACAAACGCUCAUGUUUAGCGCAACGCAAAGCAAGAAAGUCUCCGACCUGGCUAGACUGAGUCUCAAGGAACCCGAGUACGUAUCAGUCCAUGAAGCGGCUACGAGCGCGACCCCCACAAACCUCCAGCAACAUUACAUUACGACUCCUUUGCCCGAAAAGCUCGACACACUAUACGGUUUCAUCAAAUCAAACCUCAAGAGCAAAAUCAUUGUCUUUUUAAGUUCAGGAAAGCAGGUUCGAUUUGUUUACGAAAGCUUCCGCCACCUCCAACCCGGUAUCCCUUUGCUACAUCUUCACGGCCGACAAAGGCAAGUAGCCCGCCUUGAAAUCACAUCACGGUUCACCGCUGCCAAGCAUUCAUGCCUAUUCGCCACGGACGUAGUUGCCCGAGGUAUCGACUUCCCAGCCGUCGACUGGGUCAUUCAGGUAGAUUGCCCCGAAGACGUUGACACAUACAUCCAUCGUGUCGGUCGAACGGCAAGGUACCAAAGCAAGGGCCGAGCUGUCCUGUUCCUCGAUCCCAGCGAAGAACCAGGCAUGGUCAAGCGCUUAGAACAGAAAAAGAUCCCCAUCGAAAAAGUCAACGUCAAGGAAAAAAAGAAGAAGAGCAUAAAGAAUGAUCUGCAAAACAUGUGCUUCCAAAACCCAGACCUGAAGUACCUCGGCCAAAAGGCCUUCAUCAGCUACUCCCGCGCAAUACACCUCCAAAGGGACAAGGAAGUUUUCAAACUCGACAAACUAGAUCUUGACGCUUUCGCGUCCGGUCUCGGCCUCCCUGGUACUCCGCAGAUCAAAUUCCACAAAGGCGGCGACAUCAAGAAGAUUAAAAAUGCUCCUAGGGACGGCAUGUCCAGCGGGUCCGAGUCAGACAUGGACCUCGACGGCGAAUAUGGCAAGACCAAAAAGAAGGACAAGAAGAAACCAGAAGUCCGCACCAAAUACGACAAAAUGUUUGAGAGAACCAACCAGGACGUCCUCUCCAGCCACUACGCAAAACUCGUCGUGGACGGUGGAAACGAAUCCGGCUCCGACGACGACUUUCUUUCCGUCAAGCGUCGCCUCAGCGACGACGAUCUCGACGCCGAAAUCCAAAAGGGUCACAAUUCUAAUGUCAAAGCGCUCUACAGCCUUGGCGGCGACGAACCCUACGUUAUUGAUUCUAAGCGUCGCGAAAAGGCUCUUCAAUCCAAGACGAAAAUGCUCAAGUUCAGGGGCAAUCCCACCAAGCUCGUCUUUGACGAUGACGGCGAGUCGCACGAGAUUUACGAGCUGCAGAAUGAAGAAGACUUCAAACGAGCGGGUCCUGCAGAUGAACAGCGCCAGACGUUUGUGGAGAGCGAGUCCGCAAGAGUCAAGGCAGCCGAUGUCGAUGAUAAGCAGCUCGCCAAGCAGAAGAAACGCGAGAAGCGCGAGAAGCGAAAGGCCAGAGAGCGCGAGGAGCUGGAAGGUGACGAGGCGCCUAUGCUGGUUGAUGCGCCCGAUGGAGAGGAUCCUUUGGCGUUGUUGAGGUCGUUGCCCACGGCGGGUGAGCAAUCAGACGGCGAGCCGCCGAAGAAGAAGGCCAAGAAGUGGUUUGAGGAUGAGGACGACGAUGAUGCCGACAACAAGAAGAAGAGCAGGAGGAAGGGCAAAGUAUUACAGGUUACAGAGGAGCCGGAGACGUUGGAGGAUCUGGAGGCCCUGGCGACAGGGUUGUUGGAUGGCUGA
Molecule: messenger RNA, 2391 nt
Organism: Metarhizium brunneum ARSEF 3297
Lineage: Eukaryota; Fungi; Ascomycota; Sordariomycetes; Hypocreales; Clavicipitaceae
Gene: dbp4
Product: ATP-dependent RNA helicase dbp4
Biological process (GO): rRNA processing
Cellular component (GO): nucleus
Molecular function (GO): nucleic acid binding; RNA helicase activity; ATP binding
Source: RefSeq, a predicted model, not a curated record